Messenger RNA from Umbelopsis ramanniana AG, 1374 nucleotides. RefSeq lists its product as uncharacterized. The transcript has 7 exons. Gene Ontology annotation, biological process: L-phenylalanine biosynthetic process. The record is from RefSeq and is a predicted model, not a curated record. Bases 13 to 1302 code for a protein of 429 amino acids. Gene Ontology annotation, molecular function: prephenate dehydratase activity; oxidoreductase activity, acting on paired donors, with incorporation or reduction of molecular oxygen, reduced pteridine as one donor, and incorporation of one atom of oxygen; iron ion binding. NCBI's taxonomy places the organism in Eukaryota, Fungi, Mucoromycota, Umbelopsidomycetes, Umbelopsidales, Umbelopsidaceae.
CGCUUUUCAAACAUGUCGCCAGCUUCAAACGCUCUCAAAUGUAACUUACACUUUUCCAUCACCGAUGAGAUCGGAAAGUUGGAGUCCUGCUUAGCUGCUAUCAAGAGCAUGAAUGUUUCGUUGACUAGAAUCGAAAGUCGUCCAAGCAAGACCGCCGACUGGGAUUACGACUUCUUCAUUGAAUUUCAGGCUGAAAAUCAAUCUCAAGUAGUUCAGGUUGUUGAAGGCUUGAAGAAGCAUACUACGCAAGUCAGAGUUAUUGGAUCUGGCACUGCCGUGCAAGGAGAAACAAGUGUACCAUGGUUCCCCCGGAAGAUGUCAGACUUGGACAGUUUUGCCGAAAAAGUCUUGGAGAUGGGAGAAGACUUGAGUGCUGAUCACCCUGGAGCAAAUGACCCUGUUUACCGCAAACGUCGCACUGAAAUUGUUCAAAUUGCAAAGACUUAUCGUACCGGCCAACCUAUUCCUCAUGUUGAGUACACUCAACAAGAAGUCGAAACAUGGGGAGCUGUUUUCCGCAAACUGACCUCCAUGUUUCCUGAUCAUGCCUGCCGCGAACAUCAAUAUGUCUUUCCUUUACUGAUUCAAAACUGUGGUUACAACGAUAAACAAAUUCCUCAAUUGGAACAAGUAUCAAACUUUUUGAAGGACUGCACUGGUUUUACAUUGCGACCAGUCAUGGGGUUGCUGACAAGCAGAGACUUUUUGAACGGCCUUGCUUUUCGAGUCUUCCACUCUACGCAAUAUGUACGACACCACUCACAUCCCUUAUACACCCCAGAACCAGACGUUUGUCACGAGUUAUUGGGUCACGUUCCUUUGUUUGCCAACCCAGAUUUUGCCGCCUUCUCACAAGAAAUUGGUCUGGCGUCGCUUGGCGCAACGGAUGCAGAUUUGGAAAAACUGGCUACAAUUUAUUGGUUCACAGUCGAGUUCGGUGUAUGCAGAGAAGGUGAAAAGGUUCGAGCUUACGGUGCUGGUCUCCUGAGUUCGUUUGGAGAACUGGAAUAUGCCCUCACCGACAAACCGGAAAAACGACCAUUUGAUCCACAGGUGACAGCCGUUCAGAAAUAUCCUAUCACGCAGUAUCAGCCGGUUUACUUUGUGGCAGAGUCAUUCAAGGAUGCGCAGGAGAAGAUCCGAGCGUUUGCAAACCAAAUGGAGCGCCCGUUCACUGUGAAAUACGACCCUUAUACUCAGAGUAUCGAAGUUCUUGAUAGCAAAGAGAAGGUCGUCAAGUAUGCUCAAAACAUUCGUGAUGAUAUGCGUAAUUUAACAAUGGCAUUGGAAAAAUUGAUGUAGCGACAGAUGUAUCCUAUGUUAUCUCAAUGUACAGAUUCAGAAUAUGUUCCUCCCAAUACAUUCUUUUCUUAU